CAACACUAACUAUUCAGCAAUGAAACGUACUCUGGAAAAACUAGUCACUAUUUUAGUGCCCAUCGCCGCCCAUGCUUGCUCGCUAAGCAUAGUUGACCACUUUGGCCAACCCGGAAUAACAUCGGAUCCCAUGUUCCCGAACACUGCCUCGCUUAUGUUUGUAGCCGCAACCAGUAUCAUCGUAGCAAAUUGGUUGGAGAAAAACUCGGUUCACCUCCUGGGGACGAAUGCAACAAAGGCUUGCUUCAUCACUACGCUUGGGAUCGUCUCGAAUGUAGCGAGUUGUGAGCUAUCGUUACGGUUGCUGUGGAUUCCAGUUCAGUAUUUUCUAGGCUAUUUGAGAGAUGAAAAAAUAUUGGCCGUGAUCGUACGCACACUAUCCUGCUACUUACAAGCAUUCGAAAGAACCCGGAAGUUGCUGUCGAGUUGGAUGCAAGCGUCCAAAGAGGAACCAGUUUAUAAAUUCACUCGAAACCUUAUCGCUGCUCUCUACCUGGUGAGUGUGCUGUCCAAAUUCAAUUACCUUCCGAGGCUCCGAACAUUGCGACGAGACAAAAGGCCCGUAUGUGUUGUUGGAGACGAGAAUACUCACCUGAAAUAGACUAUCUAAUCUUCCGGCUAUCACUUCGCAUGAUUUGUUAUACUUAGUCUGCAUAAAAAUUAAAAAUAUGUAACACAACGUGUUAAAAGCGCAGUCCUAUCCAUUGAUACGAAUUUGAAAUUUCAAAUGCCGACUGUUAGUUGAAUCAAGAUUCAAAUUCAAAGC
Topomyia yanbarensis is the source of this 766-nucleotide messenger RNA. RefSeq lists its product as uncharacterized. Bases 20 to 601 code for a protein of 193 amino acids. The transcript has 4 exons. NCBI's taxonomy places the organism in Eukaryota, Metazoa, Arthropoda, Insecta, Diptera, Culicidae. The record is from RefSeq and is a predicted model, not a curated record.